Prorocentrum cordatum is the source of this 942-nucleotide messenger RNA. The record is from the annotation of a GenBank genome assembly. NCBI's taxonomy places the organism in Eukaryota, Dinophyceae, Prorocentrales, Prorocentraceae.
AGGUUUUAUCCGCCCCCGAGGGAAGCGAGGAUGGGAGAUCCACGGGCUGGGGCCGGACCUGCCGCCGGCAGCACCCGGCGCGGGCGGGCCGUGUCUGUGCCUGCAGACGUGCCUGCAGAAGAGAAUAGGCUGCACGCUCACAGCCAGAUCGAGGCCCUCGAGCGAGCAAAACGCAGAUCCUGCCACGCCACGUGCCUGGCGUGAACCUAGCGCCAGAGGUGGCGACAUCGAAAUAGACGCAUGAUGUCAACCUGCCGAGGCUGUUCCGAGGGCAAGCUCUGUGCGGCGCACAAACCAGACACGGUAUGGCAGGCAUGGGCAUAACUACAGAGACAAGGCAGAGAGAGAACAAGGCACAGCGAGACAGAGGCACCAAGAGAUAGAGACCCAGAAGGGCGGGCACGACGCAAGGGACGGGAAGGACGGAUAGGGUGUGUGCCGGAAGAGCGCCCAUGUCAGGCCAGCACGCUGCUGUCCGAAAAAGAGCUCUCGCCUUGAGGGCGGAGAAUGUGGCAACGCCAGGCGAGCGUGCAAGCCGGGCGGGGCAGAGGCCGGGCGGCAGGCCCACGGCGCGGCGCCCCUUUCCUGCGGACCGAGCGGCCCUGGGCCCCAGCGGCGGCCGUGCCGCGCGCCGCCGGGUCCACCGCUCCUCUGCGCGGGGGGGCGCCCAACGCCCGCCUCCCCCGAACUCUCGGGCUCAGGCCCUGGCUCGAGCUCGAGCUUGGGCUCUGGCUUCGGCUCAGGCUCAGCAUCCCGCGGCGGCAAGAGGGCACAAAAAAUCCACGCGACCACUCGACGAGCGCAACCGCCGGACAACGAGACGUCCUCGUCGCCCGCAGGACGCAGCUCGAGGCGAGGCUACUCGUCCGCGUCCUCGGACUCGUCGUCGGACUCCUCCUGCGAAACGCCCAUGCGCCGCAUCCGCUGCUCCCGUUUCUUCCU